Molecule: messenger RNA, 3591 nt
Organism: Hyla sarda
Lineage: Eukaryota; Metazoa; Chordata; Amphibia; Anura; Hylidae
Gene: GALC
Product: galactosylceramidase
Biological process (GO): galactosylceramide catabolic process
Cellular component (GO): lysosome
Molecular function (GO): galactosylceramidase activity
Source: RefSeq, a predicted model, not a curated record
GUUUUGCACCUGCUUGGAGGCACCCAGCUUGGGAAACACUGCUUUAAUGCAAGGCUUGACAAAUCCCAGGCGCCAGGUUGCCAUGGUGACUUGAGCUUUUUGUCCUGGCAACUAGGGUUACGUCAGCCUUCAUGAUGUAAGAGCUAGGUCGACGCCAUAACCGUCGGAUACUGGCUACUAUUUGCACAUGUCGGUAAUGGCGGACACUUAUUUUACAUACGUAAAACGUAUUGUUGCAAUUCCUGGCCUAAAAGCGUAUGCUGAAGAAUCGUAUUGAAUGCCCCUUAAAUUGUAUCUGUCAGACAAAUCAUUUUGCGAUUCUAUAAGAUUUUCCAGGAUAAAAAUCGUAUGAACUGGACGGAUGUAAAAAUCGAGAUGUGAACAGCGCCUUAGGGCCCGUGCGGUAUAUGUGCUCCGGACUAUACAUAACACCAGGGCGGGCACAGGGGGCGCUGUAGCCGGGCACUAUGGAGUAUGAUCGCUCGUUAUGGCGGGGGCACUAUGGAGUAUGAUCGCUCGUUAUGGCGGGGGCACUAUGGAGUAUGAUCGCUCGUUAUGGCGGGGGCACUAUGGAGUAUGAUCGCUCGUUACGGCGUGGGCACUAUGGAGUAUGAUCGCUGUUAUGGCGGGGGCACUAUGGAGUAUGAUCGCUGUUAUGGCGGGGGCACUAUGGAGUAUGAUCGCUGUUAUGGCGGGGGCACUAUGGAGUAUGAUCGCUGUUAUGAUGGCACGGAGCCCUCCCACAUGCAUUAUCCGGAUGACCAGAACUUCUUCCGGGGUUAUGAAUGGUGGCUGAUGAAAGAAGCCAAGAAGAGGAACCCCGAAAUAAAGCUUGUGGGUCUACCCUGGGCAUUCCCCGGCUGGAUUGGUAAUGGCAAGAAUUGGCCGUAUGACUUUCCUGAUGUCACCGCGUAUUACGUUGUCUCUUGGAUCAUUGGCGCCAAACAAUAUCAUGACUUGGACAUAGAUUACGUGGGGAUAUGGAACGAGCGCGCCUUUGAUGCCACGUACAUAAAGUUACUGCGCUACACUCUGGAUAAAAGUGGUCUGGAGCGAGUGAGGAUCGUAGCCAGCGAUAACACAUGGCAGCCCAUCUCCUUCCAAAUGCUGCGGGACGCCGAGCUCCUGAGGGUGGUCGAUGUGAUAGGGGCUCACUAUCCGGGGACUCACACUGUUAUGGACGCGGUGUCUACAGAGAAGAAGCUUUGGUCCUCAGAAGAUUACAGCACUUUCAAUGAUGAGGUCGGGGGAGGCUGCUGGGCUCGAAUCCUCAACCAGAAUUACGUCAAUGGGAACAUGACCUCAACGAUCUCGUGGAAUCUUGUGGCCAGUUAUUACGAGCAGUUGCCCUUUGGUCUUGAAGGAUUGAUGACGGCGAAGGAACCGUGGAGCGGCAGCUACGUAGUGUCCUCCCCCAUCUGGAUUACAGCUCACACCACUCAGUUUACGCAGCCGGGUUGGUAUUACCUUCGGACGGUCGGUCACUUGGAGAAUGGAGGAAGCUAUGUGGCCCUGACCGACAGGAUGGGAAACAUCACAAUUAUUAUUGAGACCAUGUCUCACGACCACUCCAUCUGUAUCCGGCCCCCGCUGCCCAAAUUCAACGUCUCUGCGCAGAACGCCACCUUCCAGCUGGACGGGUCCUUCAAUGAUCUGAAGUCGCUCCAGGUCUGGUAUUCAAAGCUCUGCACAAACACCAGCAAACCCGCCCUGUUCACUAAGAAGUCAACCAUACAGGUUUCGGGGGGAUCAUUUACUCUGGAGCUUGGAGUUGAUGAGGUUUACACGUUGACCACCCUAACCACAGGCCAGAAAGGCUCAUACCCCGACCCCCCAGGUUCUCAACCGUUUCCUCGAACAUACAAGGAUGACUUCAAUGUCCGUAACCCUCCCUUCAGUGAAGCCCCAUAUUUCGCAGACCAGUCAGGCGUCUUCGAGUAUUUCACAAACACCUCGGACCCCGGGGACCACGUCUUCACCUUCCGCCAGGUCCUGACUCAGCGGCCGGUCACCUGGGCUUCUGACGCUGAUCAGGCUAUCAGUGUGAUCGGAGAUUACUCGUGGUCCAACGUUACCGUAACAUGUGACGUCUACAUCGAGACCCCGGGCACGGGCAGCGUGUUUAUUGCCGCCAGGGUGGAUCAGGGCGGGUCACCUUCAGCCUUGGCCAAGGGGAUCUAUUUCUGGGUGUCUGCGGAUGGCACAUACAAGGUCACCGGGGAUCUGAAAGGGAACAUCGUGCUACAUAAGGGUCUGUCGGGAGUCCGGGCGAGACACUGGCACACGCUCACCCUCCAUGUCCAGGGAUCUUCGGCCUACGGCCUGCUGAACGGCGAGGCCCUGUGGAAGGACGUCCUCACGGUGGGACCGAUGCACGGAUGGACCGCCAUAGGGACCGGCUCCUUAGAGCUCGCUCAGUUCGACAACUUUAUGGUUAAAGCUGAAGUUGCGGAUACGAAUCCUCUGGCUUUGCAGGGAGAGGGUUGGGGUCUCAUCAGUGUUCCUUGUAAUCUGAUCACCUGACUAGAUGCCAGCAGCUGAGACUCCGACGUGGGUUGGGGUCAGUUCACAUUCAUAAAAUAUUGCCAUGUGGAGAAAGUGAUUUGACCUAUUAUCUUAUGAAGAUUUAAAGUCUUCUGCCUGUGUUCAUAUGUUGUCUUUUUACCUCAUUAAGGUGGAGAGCAAGAAGGGAGGUGUAUAACUACUAUAUAUAGAGAUAGCAGCAGUAUACAGAUAGAGCUAGAAGGGAGGUGUAUAACUACUAUAUAUAGAGAUAGCAGCAGUAUACAGAUAGAGCUAGAAGGGAGGUGUAUAACUACUAUAUAUAGAGAGAGAGCUAGAAGGGAGGUGUAUAACUACUAUAUAUAGAGAUAGCAGCAGUAUACAGAUAGAGCUAGAAGGGAGGUGUAUAACUACUAUAUAUAGAGAGAGAGCUAGAAGGGAGGUGUAUAACUACUAUAUAUAGAGAUAGCAGCAGUAUACAGAUCGAGCUAGAAGGGAGGUGUAUAACUACUAUAUAUAGAGAUAGCAGCAGUAUACAGAUAGAGCUAGAAGGGAGGUGUAUAACUACUAUAUAUAGAGAUAGCAGCAGUAUACAGAUAGAGCUAGAGGGAGGUGUAUAACUACUAUAUAUAUAUAGCAGCAGUAUACAGAUAGAGCUAGAAGGGAGGUGUAUAACUACUAUAUAUAGAUAUAGCAGCAGUAUACAGAUAGAGCUAGAAGGGAGGUGUAUAACUACUAUAUAUAUAGAGAUAGAGCUAGAAGGGAGGUGUAUAACUACUAUAUAUAUAGAGAUAGCAGCAGUAUACAGCUAGAGCUAGAGGGAGGUGUAUAACUACUAUAUAUAGAGAUAGAGCUAGAAGGGAGGUGUAUAACUACUAUAUAUAGAGAUAGAGCUAGAAGGGAGGUGUAUAACUACUAUAUAUAGAGAUAGCAGCAGUAUACAGAUAGAGCUAGAGGGAGGUGUAUAACUACUAUAUAUAGAGAUAGCAGCAGUAUACAGAUAGAGCUAGAAGGGAGGUGUAUAACUACUAUAUAUAGAGAUAGCAGCAGUAUACAGAUAGAGCUAGAGGGAGGUGUAUAACUACUAUA